AAAAGGUUGAGUUUCAAGUUACUUGGGUAACAAAGUGGGAAAAGAUUACUGUUGGGCUCCUAGGUAGGGGGGUUGGGAAAUUGAAUUCUUUAUAUCAAUGAAAAGUUAUUUAGAACUAUACUAUAACAAUAAAAAUCAGUAACAGUUUUUCUUUCAAUCAUCAUGUCUGUGUAUAUGCAUUUGACUUGAUCUUAUUCUAGUCCGUCAAAUUUUUGUUCUGAUUGAUUUCUCGGUUUUACAUGGGCUUAGACAUGGAGGAUCUGAAGGUAAUAUUUCUCCAUCAGUUGAGCAAGCAAAUUACUUUUCGAAAGCAUCAAAUUCAUUUAUGUCUUGCCUCUGUAACUGUGAUGUUCAGCCGGAUGUUAUUGUUGAAAAACAUCCUUUCAUUGGUGAACCUCUGGAUACUACUCAGGUAGAAUAUAAUGACGCUUCUGGCUGCAUUAAAAACUUAUUUGCUUGUAAGUUGAAUGACAGGCAGAAAGUGUCUUUGGAAAACGUGGCUUCUUUGCAGGAAGUGAUUUAAUGUGGAAUAGGAUAAAUAAACUGGAGUGUCACUAUUCUCAAUGGAGAGAUGUUAAAAAGGUGACAGGAGCAGUUAGUCUGACAUUUAAGGAACAAAUAACAGGUGUCCUCAACAUGGAUAUAAUGAGGGGACAAAGUGCUGAUGUCGGUAUAAACAAACCCAGUUGUGAUGUAGCUUUUCAAAAUGUUGCUGAUGCAAACAAACCCAGUUGUGAUGUAGCUUUUGAAAAUAUUGAAUAUCUAAAGGAACCAGAAAUAUCCAAUGUUUCUUCUGGAGGAUCUGCACCUGUUGUUAGUGAGGCAUCUGCGGUGAUUCAUGACAAUGAGUUCACUACUGAUGAUCAAAAGACUGGCAAGUAAUGUUGUUGAUGAAGGAUCAGGAAUCAACAGAUGCUUGUCAUCUAGUGAUGCCGAAGGCAGAGAACAAAGUGUGAGUUUCUUGGUUUUUCUUGUGAAUUCAACCCAAUGGAUGCAGGACCAUCCAAAGGGUUCGCUAAUAAUUCUUUUGAUAGUCUGAUUGAUGAACUUCGACUAAAAAAUCCCUUAAAAUUGAACAAAAUGCAGAACCAUUCUAGCUUCAGCAUUCAAGAAAAGAGCCACUUUAUUCAGAAAGUGUCUGAUUUCUCCAAAAAGGUGAUUAGAAAAAGAACCAAAUGGAAAAAGUUGGAUACAAAUCUUCCUACCGUCUACUCUGCUUGUGGCUAUCCAGAGGACAAUUGUGGUUCUGGUCUGCAACAUCCAUGCAAUGUUGAAAAAGGUGCCCCCUAUCUGAAAAUGGCAGUGUAGAAAAAUGUGUGUAUUCCAUAGAACCAAGUUUCAGAGAAAGGAGAUUCAGAAUGCGUUCAUUGAAUACUCUUUCUUGCACUGGUAAAGUUAAUUGCCAUGAUGCAAAAGUUGUUGGUACUCAGUCAGAUCUUUUAAAGGUUAGUGAUGAUGAUACCUUUGUAUCUUGUGAAUUACCUAGAAGAAAGUGAAUGAAACUGGACACUGCAACACCUGUUAGGUAGGCAGAUGAGGGAUAUUAUCUAGGUGUUGAUGCUGCGGCUAACUGCAGUUUUAUAGACACCUCUAUGUUUCCUGAGAUGCAUGAUAAGGCUUAUAGAAGGGUUGUAAGACCUAUAGUGGGGCAGAAAUAUGGAGUAAUUUCUAAUGUGAAUCCAUCAAAACCAGUCAAAUUUGUUUCUCUAAGAAAAAUUUGUGACUUAUUGGAAAAGUAUAGCUCUUCUGGAAACUCAACUGCUAAAUUGACUUCUGUAAAAUUCAGGAAGGCAAGUGCAAAAGAAAAACAUCGACACAUUAACAGGUCUCCAUAUCUCAAGAAAGUCAAAUGUUGUAAUGCCAAUUGUGUUGUAACUACCAAAAAAUCUAAAAGCCGUCUCUUGACAUCUAGUCAAUUGGAUCCUUGCCAAUCAUUAGAGCAAUCCAAAAGAGCACAUUUCCAUGGAGGUGAAGAAGGGGCUCGCUUAUUCUACUCUCUAGAGAAGAGAAGUUAUGAUUAACUUAUAGAAAUUGGUAAUAUUGCAGAUGAUUCUCUGCCAACUCCACUAAAGCCAUUGUCCUAGGAGUUUCACAAACAGGGCCUUAAUGAGUUGACACUUGAAAUAACCUGGUUCUCAAAUCGCUCUAGGGACAUUUCUAACAAUAAUAUGGUUGCUACUGUAGGCAUUCAUCCAAGAGAAGGAGGUUCUACUUGUGGCCGAACAGAGAGAUACAAGGGCCGCAAAAAGGAAGGACUGCGGUAUAAUCUUCAUCAGUAUUCUGAGUCUGGCGGUGGAGGCCUUAUUGCCCAGGAGCAAUUAAAUGCCUGGAUUCACAUAACUGGACAAAAUACAUCAAGAAAGGAGAUUCUGAGGCUUCCACAUAAAGAUGUUGGAUAUGAUUAUCGGAAGGAAUAUGUUCACUAUAAGCACUCCAAAGGGUGGAAGAGUUUGGUUGUGUAUAAAUCUGGCAUUCAUGCUCCUUGUGUUUACACGUCUAGGUUGUUGAAUAUGUGGGUGAGAUAGUGGGGCUUCGGGUCGCUGACAAAAGAGAAAAUGAGUUCCUGUCAGGAAAGAAAUUGCAGUAUAAGAGUGUUUGUUAUUUCUUUAGGAUUGAUCAAGAGCAUAUAAUCGAUGCAACCCAAAAGGGAGGGAUUGCUCGAUUUGUGAACCAUUCAUGCCUGGUAGGUUUCUUCCAUAGCAAUUUUGUCCAGUUAUUCCCCCUGCUCAAUUAUGUUGCUCUUUCGUAUAACUAUUUUGAUGAAGUGCUUGCACUUUGACAUUUUGUUUCUUUUGCCAUUUCUGCUUUUGAUGUAAUUUAUGUUUUUUAAAAGCGAGAAAAGAUUGACGUCAGAUUGAUUGAUCAAGUAUGAUGGACUCAGCUUUUCUUAUUUUGCUAAUUCAUUUUACCUGCCAAACUGUGUUGCCAGAAU
Molecule: messenger RNA, 2932 nt
Organism: Solanum lycopersicum (tomato)
Lineage: Eukaryota; Viridiplantae; Streptophyta; Magnoliopsida; Solanales; Solanaceae
Biological process (GO): positive regulation of DNA-templated transcription
Cellular component (GO): histone methyltransferase complex
Molecular function (GO): histone H3K4 methyltransferase activity
Source: RefSeq, a predicted model, not a curated record